Gaeumannomyces tritici R3-111a-1 is the source of this 696-nucleotide messenger RNA. RefSeq lists its product as hypothetical. The record is from RefSeq and is a predicted model, not a curated record. NCBI's taxonomy places the organism in Eukaryota, Fungi, Ascomycota, Sordariomycetes, Magnaporthales, Magnaporthaceae. The coding region runs from base 1 to 648 and encodes 215 amino acids. The transcript has a single exon.
AUGUGGUGUGUGAUGCGUCAUGACGAGGCGCGCAUGCUGGAACAGCGGCUGUGGACACGAGGGCAGCAACGUCGGCAAAAGGGCUUGGCCCCAUCGGGGAGCGCCGUCGUUCUCCAGGCCGGCGCGUGUGGGAGGGCGGCCGAUGCAAGGCACCCGAGUGCGCGCCGGAGCAUGAGCCGCUUCCGCGGGAUUUUGACUCUUUGGGUCGAAAUGAGGGGCUCCCAGAGUGCCAGUAGCGCCUCGCCCAACGGCCCCCCCGGCUUGCUGUUCUGUCAGCGAGCCGCGUUUCGACCUUCUCCCACGCACGGCGUCUUGCUGGCGCAGCCAACACCCCCUCGCCUUGGUCUAGGCGGCCUGGUGAGCAGGAGAAGGAGGGGCAGAGGAGUAGGGCUACCUAGCCUCGGGUUUGCCAAGACCAUUACGGUGACAGCCAAUCGUGCAGGUGUUCGCAGGCCUGUCUCCUCAGGCCAUGGCCACCCAGGCUCUCCACCACGGGCACGUGACGGUGCUCCCGUUGUAGCCCGAAGGGAGCGAAUAUCAUUCCAAAGCAAAGCGUCCGUCCUGGGCGAGAUAUCCCCGGACUAUGCUAGGGAUUUGCUGCAGGAUGCGGAAACAUUUGUCGGUGACCGGCGCCGUCGGAUUUGCUGAUCCGCGAAGUAGGUAAUACCUACCUUGAGUGCUUGAGAGGGCGGGAGG